Molecule: messenger RNA, 1899 nt
Organism: Vitis vinifera (wine grape)
Lineage: Eukaryota; Viridiplantae; Streptophyta; Magnoliopsida; Vitales; Vitaceae
Product: probable xyloglucan endotransglucosylase/hydrolase protein 32
Exons: 4
Coding region: 648-1523 (291 amino acids)
Biological process (GO): cell wall biogenesis; xyloglucan metabolic process
Cellular component (GO): apoplast; cell wall
Molecular function (GO): hydrolase activity, hydrolyzing O-glycosyl compounds; xyloglucan:xyloglucosyl transferase activity
Source: RefSeq, a predicted model, not a curated record
AAAUUUUCCCUGGAGUACUCAGCUCUAUGACCAUGGAGACAGCCAAAGUUCUCAUGUUCUCGUCCUCCAGACCAUGCCUGUUUAUUCUUGGAUCAUGCUCAAUUAUGAGCACAUGCAGAGAGGACUGUAAAAUUUGGAGCCGCACCAUGCCCCAUAUCUGUUAUUCCACAACCGUCCAAUGAGAAGUACAAGAAGGAAAAGUGGGUCACUAGACCUCAUCACAUGUCAACAAACCAAAACUCACAUGUGAGGAAAGGUGGAUCAUGCUCAACCCCACCUCUCUUGCCCUUCUCAUCAUUUUCUUUGCUUUUGUAAUUUAGCAAACCAAAACUCACAAGUUUUCUCACAAAAGGGAAGGGAAGGUGAAAAGGGGGAAAUACCACAAGUUGAUGAUUUUAUUCCUCUCCCAUGGUUAUGAUCACCACUUAGCGUUUGCGAAUUGUUUGUUUCCUUGUGUAACUCCCUCAUCAACUUCCCUUGUCGCACUUCAUCAUCGCCUACAUGGUGGGGUACUCCAAUUCCCUUAUUUAUACCAUGGCAUUGCCACACUUCUCUUCCCAUACACACUCCCACCUUCUCCCAACAUCCCUUCCUACCUGCAUUCAAUCAGUCAUUUCUAAGCUUUCUCUUAUUCCUUCUUAAUUUUCAUGGCUCCCCUUCUCUGUCUUCUCAUUCUCAUGAUCACUACUUGCAGCGAUGCUCAGGGUCCACCUUCCCCUGGUUUCUCCCCCAGUUCCAAAUUUAGUCCUAUUAGCUUUAAUCAAGGUUUUAGAAAUCUCUGGGGUUCUCAGCAUCAAACCAUAGACCAGGGUUUAUUAACAAUUUGGCUUGACAGUACCUCUGGAAGUGGGUUUAAGUCGCUUAAGCCCUAUCGUUCAGGUUACUUCAGUGCUGCCAUCAAGCUCCAACCUGGCUAUACUGCAGGAGUGAUCACAUCUUUCUAUCUUUCAAACAACGAAGACUACCCUGGGAACCACGAUGAAAUCGAUAUCGAGUUCCUGGGAACAACACUGGAUAAGCCUUAUACCCUGCAGACCAACGUGUAUAUGAAGGGAAGUGGAGAUGGAAGACUAAUAGGGAGGGAAGUGAAGAUUCAUCUCUGGUUCGAUCCAACAGAAGACUUUCAUAAUUAUGCUAUCCUAUGGACCCCAGAUGAGAUCAUAUUCCUAGUGGACGAUGUCCCCGUAAGAAGGUAUCCAAGAAAGAAUGACGCUACAUUUCCCGCAAGGCCAAUGUGGGUGUAUGGAUCGAUAUGGGAUGCGUCAUCAUGGGCCACAGAGGAUGGAAAAUACAAAGCCGAUUACCGGUACCAACCAUUCAUAGGUAGGUACAAAAAUUUCAAGCUAGGCGGGUGCACCACCGAUGCAGCAGCCUCCUGCCGGCCACCCUCCAUCUCGCCGUCCUCCGCAGGAGGCCUGAGCCAACAGCAGUACUCAGCAAUGGAAUCGGUGCAGAAGAAUUACGUGGUUUACGACUAUUGCCAGGACCCCAAGAGAGACCACUCUCAGAUACCAGAGUGUUAGGUAGAUGUUGAUAAAAAGACUAAAGAGUGGGUUGGUUAUACACAGUUAUAAGUUGUUACUUAAGUUACAAAGACAGUUUGUUUUGGAGUGCAUUGUGAUGGGUCCAGCUUGCCAAGAACAGGUGCAAGAGUCGUUGAGCGCGCGUCCAAGCCUCCAAGAUUUGAAUCGCUUUUGUUGGAUUGUUGUUGGAAUAAAUUAUUUGCUUGCUAUUUUGGUUAAAGGAUAGGCGUGGGUGUGAGUGUGACAAAUGAGAGAGGUCUUUGGGUAUUUGUGUAUACACUCUGCUAUUACUUAAUAAAGCAGAGAAAGAAUUGUGAUUGUGUACCAAUUACUUAUAAUAUUAUUACAUUAUAAAGAUUGAUAAGGUCUCUUUAAA